UCGGGACCACAGAGUCACAAAUCGAGAGAUCAGGUGUGGACAUAUCCUACUGGACUUCUUGGAUUCUAUUUGGACAACUAGGGCCAAAUUUCUCUUUUCCGCUUGGACCUAAACAAAAGAUUCUGACAUAAUCUUUUGUUUAGGACAAGAUCUAUAAACUCUGUUCUGUUGAAUUGGAUUUAGACCAUUUUCUCUGGGCUGAUCUGUAGUCAGAAUCUAUUAUGAAGCAAGGUCUGGUUCUUCUGGAUUUGUAAACAUCUACCUUUUACAGUUGGAAUGAGAUCUUGGACUCAGCUCUAGCCUUUUGCCAAGAUUGUUUUGAGGGCAACGAUACUCGUCUUUCAUCUAAUCGGAUUCCGUUGACCGUUCAGAAAAAUACACGCUUCUUGGACAGUCUUGGACAUUUGAAUCCUGUUUUGAAUGCUGAAACUAGUCGCCGAGUCCCGGAGAAGGGGAGGGGCAGGGGCUGGUGCGUGUGAGAUGAUCCCCUUGCGCCCCAGCCUGUCUGUCCCUCUGCGGGUGCUGAUCUAUGGGACGUGUGCCCUUGCCCUGGUCCACACCGUAGCUCUGCUGGUGCUCCUGUUGCAACAGAACCAGCUGUGGAGCCGCGUGGAGCUCAUCGAGGCCAGGUUGGAAGGGGUGGAACAGAGCUCUGUGGUGGAGUUCCUCCAGGAGGUGCCCCGAGGUGUCCCAAGAGGUCCAGGGAGGCUGGCGGAGUUAAGAGGAGGCCCGGGAAGGCCAGUUGAACUACAAGAACAAGAAGGAGCAGAAGGAGGUGUAGGUAGUUCAAUAAAGGAGCUGAGGGAGCAGGGGCAGCUCCAGUAUUUGCGUAACAAGAGGAGUCAGGAGCUAGAGAGAGAGCUACGACAGGAAUUGAAGGAGGAGCAGAGGCUGGAGCCGAACCACCAGGAGACCCAGAAAAGCCGUGAGCUCCUGCAGGAGGUGACCGUGGGAUUAGACCAGUGGCAAGAGAUGGGGCAAGAAGAGCUGGAGGUGGAAGAAGAGCUUCAACCUGGGUUAAAGGAAGAAACGGACAAGGAGAUGGGGAAGAAGAUAAGGCACGAGCUGAACCACAAACAUAGGAAGACAAAGAGUUUUCAGAAAAUGGAGCUGCAGGACGACAUGAUGAUGAUGAUGACCUAUUCUAUGGUGCCGGUCAAAGUGUUGUUGGACAUCUGUAACAGCACCAAGGGAGUCUGCAUAACUGGACCACCGGGCCCACCUGGACCCCCUGGACUGCCUGGAGUGCAUGGACUGCCUGGGCACAAUGGCACUGCUGGCAUCCCAGGUUCUGAUGGAGAGCCUGGGGCUGAAGGGAAACGAGGGAAGAGAGGAGAGAAAGGAGAACCAGGAGAGAAAGGUGAACCAGGAGAGAAAGGAGAACCAGGAGAGAAAGGAGAACCAGGGGAGAAGGGAGAGAGAGGAGACCCAGGACCCGCAGGAGAAAUGACAAAUUCGUCCAAUGAAGUCAUGUUGGAGGGCCCCCCAGGUCCUGCUGGUCCUCCUGGUGCUCCAGGACCCAUUGGGCCUCCCGGUCCCCCUGGUGCCCCUGGACCUGAGCGGCCCCACAGGAACAAGAGACAGCGGGCCCAUCUCCCGAUCCAUGCUGGCCAGACACUGGAACUGUCUCAUGCUGUACCAAAUGAUGGGACCCUGUCCGCCAAAGAGGUGGGGAGGUUGCGAGAGACGCCAUUGAAAAAGAAAAAUGAGUGCAUCAUCAAAUCGUUAAUCAACCCCCGUAACAUAUCUAAGAUGGAGACUACAUUUGGAACGUGGAUGAAAGACACAGCUGUGCUAAACGAUGAGCGCAUCUGGGUGGCUGAGCAUUUCUCUGGUCGCACAGUGAAGGAGUAUAAAAGCAUUGCUUCGUUCCAGAAUGCCACCAGUGAGGUCAUAGAUGCCAGGAAGUUCUUCCAGGGGUGUGGCCAUGCUGUUCAUAACGGAUCCUUCUACUACCACAUCGCUGGAACUGCUAACCUGGCCAGGUUUGAUCUGCAGUCCAAGCGUCUCCACACCCUGGCCAUCGACAAUGCUCUGUACCACAAUCUGUCCUACCUGCUCCACAACUCCAAGACCUACUUCAAGCUAGCGGCAGAUGAGAACGGCCUGUGGCUCAUCUUCGCCUCCAGCCUGGAUGAAAGCAUCGUGGUGGCCCAGCUGGACCUGAAGAGCUUUUCAGUCACGUCGUACAUCAACACCACUUACCCAAGGACCAAGGCUGGCAAUGCCUUCGUGGCCUGCGGCGUGCUCUACAUCACUGACACCAAGGACACCCGCGUGACAUUCGCUUUUGACCUUCUGAAGGGCAAACCUGUCAAUGUGACGUUCGAUCUGAGGUCAUCUGGUGGAGUGCUCGCCAUGCUGUCAUACAGCCCCAAAGACAGACACCUGUACCUGUGGGAUCAGAGCUACGUGAAGCUUUAUGUGGUGCACUUCAUCUCUGACGACUGAGGCUAUACAUCAAAGGGCUCAAAGACAGCCAGCAACAACCUGUACCUGUGUUUGUAUAUUUUACUUCUAGUACGUAAAGCUUAUUUUUGUUUUUAUUUCAUCUCAUCAGUCACACCAAGGACUAUUUCUAAUGGCUUUUUGUGACUACUGGCUGGGAAUAUAUAAAACGUUUCGCAAUGGCUGGUUGUUUUCAUUCGUAUAAAAUGGUUUACAACUUCCAAACACAUGUACCUUUUUCAAAGUGUAGUUGAAUUGAUAAGAUAUUAUCUAUGGCUAUUAGAGUUCAUACAUUUAAAUAAUUGUUAUUAAUAUCCUAUAUUGUUUUGUGGAUAUGGUUAAACAGAAAAAUAACUGCUGUACUACAUUUCCCCCUAUAUUAGAUUUUUUCGGUGUCGUUGUGAAACAUCUUUUUGUAAGGAUUCUUACUAAUUGUUUGACGAAAGCUUUUUGUUUUAUAUAUACAUUUUGUUUUUUAUAAAUAUCAUAUUUAUUUGAAAGCAGAAACUAUUGUUAGGUCUGCCCUGAAAUCCUGGCUUGUUGUGGACUGAAAAGUAUUUAUUGUUGUAUAGCUCUUCCUUUAAUGUCUCUGUGACUGCAUGACAAAACAGACCAGAAAUGCUUUUCCAUAUCUACUCACAUGCUACCAUCAUGACGGCAUCCAGUACAGAUAGUAAAAUGUUUAAAAAAUACUUGGAAAUUGGAAAUCUGUUAAUUUUUUAUUGCCGCCCAUUAUAUUUGCAUAUGCAUGGCCUGUACUGCCUCCACGUAUCAAGAAAAUAAACAGGCAUAAAAUCA
Messenger RNA from Esox lucius (northern pike), 3246 nucleotides. It is a transcript of the gene gldn, whose product is annotated as gliomedin. The record is from RefSeq and is a predicted model, not a curated record. Gene Ontology annotation, cellular component: cell surface. Lineage: Eukaryota; Metazoa; Chordata; Actinopteri; Esociformes; Esocidae. Gene Ontology annotation, biological process: signal transduction. The transcript is spliced from 11 exons. The coding region runs from base 421 to 2451 and encodes 676 amino acids.